GGGCCUGGCCGCGGGGCCGAGGCGAAGGGGACUCCUGGCUCCGUCCUCUCGAGCCGUCCCCGGGGACCAUGGCUUCCCGGGAGAAAAGCUGGUCUAAACUGUCCAGCCUGGCCAAGCAGUGGUCGCUGGAAGAUGAAGAGGAGGUGGAGAGGGAACGUCGGAGAAGAUACCGCAACUUGAGUUCCUCUACAGAUGAUGAAGGCCCCAGUGGGGGCCAGCAGGCGGUGGAGAGACUCCCCAGCGUGGAUGAGGCCAGUGUCCUCAAGUUGUCACCACCACCCUCUCCUGACCAGGACGAAGCUUUUGAGGCCGUACUGCAGACGGGAUCCAAGCAGCGGCAGAGGUGGCAGGCGGAGCCUGGGCAGAGCCAGAGGAAGGAGAGGAAGAGGACAGAGAGUAACUCAAGUCAGAAGCAGGAUGAAGCAACUGAGAAGAGCCAUAUGCAGGAGAGACAAGAAGCAGAAGUCAGAGGAAGCCAGGGACAGGAAGCAGAGGCUGGAGGGAGCAAGAGUCAGGAAAUAGAGGCUGGAGGGAGCAAGAGUCAGGAAGUAGAGGCUGGAGGGAACAAGAGGCAGGAGAGGCAAGAAGUAGAGACUGGAGGGAGUGAGAGUCAGGAAAUAGAGACUGGAGGGAGCGAGAGUCAGGAAGUAGAGGUUGGAGGGAGCAAGAGGCAGGAGAGGCAGGAAGUAGAGACUGGAGGGAGUGAGAGACAGGAAACGGGGGCUGGAGAGAGUGAGAAGCAGGAGAGACAUGAAGCAGAAGCUGGAGAGAGUGAGAAGGAGAGACAAGAAGCAAAGCUUGAAGAGAGACAAGAAGCAGAGCCUGGAGAGACCAAAAGGCAGCAAAUGAAAGCAGUUGGUCCCCAGGACCCGGAACAGCCCCAGGACUUAGGGUCAAAGCAGAAGGAAGUACCUCGUCCACCUCCCCGUCAGAGACUCCUCAGGGAGCAGAGGAGACUGCAGGCUGAAGGAGCCAUUGGGUCAGACAAGGAAGAGAAGCAUCUGAGGGGAGUAGAACUCCAAGGGGAGAAGGCAGAGCCUCUGGCCUCUGCUCCGGGCCAGGAGACUCCAACUGGAGACCAACCGGGAUCUGAACCAUCAGGGCAGAAGGCCCCCGCUAGGGAAAAUCAGAGAGAAGAGCAGAAACCAACACCACCAGUAGGGGCUGUGUGUGAGCAGCCCAUCACACUUCAGGUGAAGGUUGGCAGAGCAGAGGCAGAGGAGGUCACCUCUCCCACCCAGAGCACCCAAAACGUUUCUUUCAGCCGUGCCAACCCUAGGACCAUCUCCUUCCGGGUGAACUCCAAGAAAGAGAGCUCAGAGAUGCCCUUCACUCGCAGUGCCAGCAUGAGGAUACCACCCAGUAGGGUCAAAUUAGAGGAGAAGCUGGAAAAAUACAAUUCUGCUGUGCAGAGAUCAGAAUCCAUCAAGUGUCCCAGUUCCUCCCGGACCGAUUUGCUCGUGGCGCCUCUGGGUGUGGCCAGCAAGCGGAGUUUCUUUGAGAAGGAGCAGAUCAGCUCAAACCAGGCCGACUUUUCCACCUCCCGUCGGAAGGAGGACCUGAAGCUCUCGGGGGUGGUGACAACACGGCUCAACCAGUGGAUCAGCAGGAGCCAAAAAUCCAGGGAGGAACGAGAGGCCAAGGAUGUGCAGAAGGAGCCUGCUGCUUCUAUCAAGCAACCUCUCCAGGGAGACAAAGUCACCACCUCUUCCACUGACACACAGCUGUAGCAGGAAGUGCCUCAGAAUCCACCAGCUGAGCUUGGACCCCACCGACCUUGCUCUUCCCCUUUGCUCCUGUUCUGCCUCUCCUGCUACUGCUGAUCCUGGAACCUGCAGGGAUUGAACUCCAGGUCCUGGAGGGGGACCAGGGAGCUUCUGGGAAGACUGGCAAUCUCAGAGGGAGCCGGCUGUGGUCGAGGACUGAGAGAAAAUCAGGGCAACAAAGUAGCUGCCUUUUCCUGAGAAGUUUCUCUAUCUGAGGCCCUGGUGGUUGGCUCGGUGCAGGGGUCAUGCCCUCUGAGGAUACCAGGCAAAGGUCCAGGCUGUGACCCUCUGUGAAGCUGAUUCAAUCCUCCCACUCAGCCCUGUGGAAGGCCUCUGUGCAGUAGACAUGGGGCCCCAGCACAGAAAAGCCACAGAAGAAUAGAACCAGUCGCUUCUCCCUCCAGGGCACCACCUCUAUCAGUGAUCCCAGGGUGGGAUCUCUCAGCCACCAGAUUUGCUUCUUUUUCCCCCCAGAAUGUUUCUCCAUCUGCUUCUGUAGUUCUCAGGGACUCCCCCAUCCCCCCUUCCCUAUCACCUUCCUUUUUUUAUCCGAAACAGCCAAAGGUCUGAGUCCUCAAAGGAGGUGUGAAAGGCGGGGGAGACCCAAACAGGUGAGCUUCUUCCAAGCUCUUCAAUCAGACUGUCUGCCCCCCACCUAUCUCCCAGCCAGUCAGUACAUCAAUUUAACACUUGCUGUGUUCCGAGUAUUGUUUUAGAUUGUUAUUAUUUAAUGCUUGCUGGGUUCAGAAUACUGUUUUAGAGUCUUAUUGUUUCCCCACUCCAUGUAUUAUUAUCAUGCUCCUCCACUUUUGUCUCUCCACUCCUCGUUGUCUUUCUCUUCUCUCGUCCUCAAGCACCAAGCCCCCACCCCACUUUUUUCUGUGGAUGUAUGACAGGGUACAGGGGAUUCUGAAUGUAGAAAGGCCCCAAACCCAGCCUGUUUUGAACUUUGGACUCCAAAAAGGCCAACUUAGUUUCGCCAGCCCCCUUGCCUCCUUGGGGAGGUGAAUGGUCAUUUGUGCCAAGUGAGUGAUAAAGAAGGCAGGUUCCACCCAGUUCAGUUUUGAGGUGGAGAGAAGAAGGGAAAGAGACUACUCACACAUAGGCCUCUUGGGCCGAUUACCCACCAAGACCAAGAUCAGACUGAACCUGAGGAAAAAGACAGCUCCCAGUGGUGAGGUGCUGAUCCGGAACUAGUUUGAACUCGGACAAAGGGCUGGCUGAAAUUCAUAGGUAACAUAGCCAGUCAGCAGCAGCAACAGAAUGCAUUUCCUCUCUAAAGCCCAGGCCCUGGCUGGCGGAAAGGGUAGGGGGCAUCCGUAGCUGUUGCUUUUCCAACUUCUGGCAGAUGGAGGCACUCAUCUCUUCGCUGAGUAGGUUCGAGUCAGCUGACUGCCCUUCCCUUUGAAAAGAAAACUACCACUGGCCUCAGCCUCUGUGGGCUCAUACUCUGGUUCCAGACAUUUCCUCGGACUUGAGGAUGUGCUAGGAAAGGACCAGUCCACAGGCGUGCUGCAACCUGGGGCCUGACCUGCCUGAGGUUAAUCUCUGGGGGUGCCUACAACGGGGGUGCCCCUGGUGGUUGGGGGACAGGAGGGUGGCCUGGCUCUUGGACCUGUGAGGAGCUCUCCUGCAGUCUUUUGACACCACUUUCAUGGAGUGUUACCAUGGCUGACUGGCUCAGUCGAAUCUUCUUCCCUUCUCCCCCCUCCCCGCCCCCUGCUUUCAAGGUGGGAUCCUGAUGGAAACUGCUUUCCUGGCUCCUAGGCCAGGGGAUUAGUACAUGGUGUAGUGGGGAAACUUUUGUCUUGAAUAAAGUCAUAGUUGUCCUA
This is a messenger RNA of Ornithorhynchus anatinus (platypus), 3598 nucleotides long. It is a transcript of the gene LAD1, whose product is annotated as ladinin 1. The record is from RefSeq and is a predicted model, not a curated record. The transcript is spliced from 10 exons. Lineage: Eukaryota; Metazoa; Chordata; Mammalia; Monotremata; Ornithorhynchidae. Gene Ontology annotation, molecular function: structural molecule activity. The coding region runs from base 69 to 1730 and encodes 553 amino acids.